Molecule: messenger RNA, 3003 nt
Organism: Impatiens glandulifera
Lineage: Eukaryota; Viridiplantae; Streptophyta; Magnoliopsida; Ericales; Balsaminaceae
Product: serine/threonine-protein kinase CTR1-like
Exons: 15
Coding region: 185-2992 (935 amino acids)
Biological process (GO): protein phosphorylation
Molecular function (GO): protein kinase activity; ATP binding
Source: RefSeq, a predicted model, not a curated record
GCCUACAUAGGUUAACACCUCUAGAUCCUUCAUCAUCAUCUUCUUUCCUUCUGAAUUGUUCAAUUCCUUCUUUAUUGUGAUUACUGAUUGAAACUUCAGGGAAUUAACAACGAAGGAAGUUCGAUUUCCGUUUAGCGGAUUCAGGGAGGGAAGAUAGCUGAUUGUUCACGUGGAGUUUGUGAAAAUGCCGCACCGUACGACUUACUUCUUUCCUAGGCAAAUCCCGGACAAUACUGGAUCCAAUACAUCAGCAAAGCUUUCAAAGGAUCACGAGAAUAUACCAGCACAGAAGAAGAACUUUAAUGACGACGGCGAUGACGACCUUAGAAGUCAAAAGAUCUCCAAGGAGGUUAGGGAAAAAUGUAAGAGGAGUACUUCAACGCCAUCGUUGGAUACUUUCACGGGAGAUAAAAUUCCUGAAAAGCAACUCUCCGUGUUCUUAAAUUGGUUGGCCGAUAAGAAAACUCACAAGUCUGGUCACGUGAAAAUCAGAUUGGAAAGCGACGGAAAUCACGAUCAUGAUCAGCUUCUUCUCCCGCCGGAGCAACCACAGCCACAGGUCAUUGCUAACGAAACUAAUCAGACGGAGGUCGAUACUCGGGAGAGGAAUGUGGUUCCCUCGAGAGAACCGACUUUCGUCCGGCGCCAGUCAUUGCAGAAGCUAUCAAGUGAGCUAUUGGCGCCUCGAGUCUCCAGAGAGAAUUUUGGUUUUGAACGGCAAGUGUCGCUCCAAAGAUUGUCCAGUGGGAGUAGUUAUGGUGGAAGUAUGUUUUCAGGGACAACAGUAGAUGAGAAUUAUUCGAGCAGCGUAAAGGAGGAUUGGCAAUCCUCCUCGACUUCAAGAAGAAGAGAUGAUGAGGUGAAUGAUCACAACAAGAGAGGGACGUUGAUUCAGAGGUCGCGAGAGAGCUUCUGUUUACAGCUCAAUUUUGCGAAAAGACUAUCGAAUGAAGCUUCACUUGCCGGUGAAUACCUACUUCUUCAAGAUUUUUGUGGACCAGAGGUUGUGGGUGUUCCUUAUAAUGCAGAGGCAGUCUCCUAUCGGCUAUGGAUCAGUGGCUGCUUAUCCUACUCUGAUAGGAUCUCAGACGGCUUCUAUAAUAUUCUUGGAAUUAAUCCAAAUUUAUGGGUGAUGUGCAAUGACCAUGAAGAAGGUAAGCGACUGCCAUCUCUAGUGGCACUUAAAGCUGUUGAACCCAGUGAUCCAUCAAUGGAGGUAGUUAUUAUUGAUAGAAAUGGAGAUUCCCGUCUUAGGGAGCUAGAAGAUAAAGCACAACAACUGUAUUUUACUUCAAAACGAUCCUCUGUGUUGGUUGAGAAACUGGGGAAGCUUGUUGCUAUUUACAUGGGGGGGAUGUUCCCCACGGAACAAGGUGAACUAAAUGCACGCUGGAGAUUGGUUAGCCAAAGACUCAAGGAUCUUCAGAGCUGCAUUGUGCUUCCAAUUGGUAGCUUGACAUCAGGUCUUUGUAGGCAUCGAGCUAUUCUUUUCAAGAAAUUGGCCGAUUAUGUAGGCUUGCCAUGUAGAAUAACACGAGGUUGUAGGUACUGUGUUUCAGACCAUCGUUCUUCCUGCCUUGUUAAGAUUGAGGAUGAAUACAAGAUUUCCAGGGAAUUCGUAGUUGAUCUAGUUGGUGAACCUGGGAACAUCCGUGGUCCAGAUUCCUCGAUUAAUGGAGGAGCCUCUUCAGGGCUUUCACCUUUUAAAGUUUCUCACCUUAACAAAUUUCAACAUCCCUAUGUGGAUAAUGCAUCAUAUCAGCAAAUGUUGAGCUCAAAGCAUGCAUGUAUUACUGAAAGCUCUCCAUACUCAGAUGAUCGAGAACAGAGUGUUAUCUGGCAGAAGAAUCCAAAUAAAGCUGGUCUAAUCCCGAGUAAUGAUUUCUGCAUAAGAAAUGCAUGCAGAGAUAGGGAUCCUGGUGUGGUUGAAUCAUCAGAAGAUGGAUACUCGGGAGCUGAUGGAGAAAAUACAGUCUUACAGCAUGGUCACAAGACGGAGACAGCCUCGACUGCUGCAACUUCAGCAAUAGUUGUGACAACAAGACAUCCUGAACUGAAUUCAUCCUCACCCAAUUCAUUGGAUUCAACAAGUCCUUGUGUCACUUUACCAAGAUACUUGAAUCUUGAACCUUCUCUUGCAAUGGAUUGGCUUGAAAUCUCAUGGGAUGACCUGCACAUCAAAGAGCGAGUUGGAUCUGGCUCUUUUGGGAUAGUACAUAGAGCAGAAUGGCAUGGAUCGGAUGUUGCUGUGAAGGUGCUAACAGUUCAGGAUUUUCAGGACAAUCAGCUAAAGGAGUUUUUGAGAGAGGUUGCAAUUAUGAAACGUGUUCGUCAUCCAAAUGUGGUGCUCUUCAUGGGUGCUGUCACAAAGCGUCCACAUUUAUCGAUAGUGACAGAAUAUCUUCCUAGGGGUAGCUUGUUCCACCUUAUUCAUCGGCCUGCUGCGGGGGAGAUGAUAGAUCAAAGGAGGAGACUACGCAUGGCUUUGGAUGUGGCCAAGGGCAUCAAUUAUCUUCAUUGCCUUAACCCUCCUGUAGUACAUUGGGAUCUGAAAUCCCCGAAUCUGUUGGUUGAUAAGAACUGGACCGUAAAGGUAGGUGAUUUCGGGUUGUCUAGAUUCAAAUCCAGCACCUUCAUAUCAUCAAAAUCUGUGGCUGGAACGCCGGAGUGGAUGGCUCCGGAGUGUCUUCGUGGAGAACCCUCAAACGAGAAGUCGGAUGUGUACAGUUUUGGAGUUAUUCUUUGGGAGCUUGUGACCAUGCAACAGCCUUGGAAUGGACUUGGCCCAGCUCAGGUGGUUGGAGCAGUUGCUUUCCAAAAUCGAAGAUUGACAGUCCCAGCCAAUACGACACCUUUAUUGGCUUCUCUAAUGGAGUCAUGUUGGGAUGAUGAUCCAGCUAUGCGGCCUUCGUUUACCAAAAUAGUGGAGACACUAAAGAAGCUUCUCAAGUCUCCUUUGCAGUUGAUGCAGAUGGGAGGGCCAAUAAAAUGAACAAGAAGCAG